CUGGUUACUACAUUAAAGCAUUCGGUUCCCUCGACAGCACAGUGGUGCUUCAUAUUGUCAGAACACGGCGAAGAUUAGAUGUAAAUAUGCCACGAUGUUAUUACAAAUCGGUCCGAUCCUUCAUACGGGAAGAUGAACAAAAAGAACCUCCAGAUAUCUUUUUGGAUUCAUUUGGCAAUCGACAGACUACAGACAAGACAACUAAAAACUCUCUACAGUUUACUAAGUGCAGUGAAGACAAAAUGAUGUCAGGACUAUCAAUUGUAACAAGAUAUUAUCUGAAUUUGAUAAAACCAAAUGAAGCUAACUCAAGUGUUGAGUCAUCUCCAUUAAGCUUGAGUGAGGAAUCUGUUAGUGAAGGAGAAUUGGAAUAUGAAAAUGAGAUCAAACCUGAGAGCUCAUCAACGUACCAGAAAUCAUCAUCAGUGGGAAUGGUAUUGUCCAGUCUGUAAUAAGGCAUUUUCGCAGAAAAGAUACAUGGAACGUCAUAGGUCCGAUGCUUGUCGCAAAUAUCGCCAAAACCAGAAGAGAAACUCAAACAGUAAAGCAGAAGCCACCCCUCAUUCAGUGGACAUAAGUGAAACAAAAGAGGCAUAAAUAAUAUGAAAUAUACUGUUUUCUUGCUAGCAGUAUAUUGUCUGGCAAUAAUGAAUUGAAUCACAAACUAAACACACAAUUCAGUGUAAAAAUAUCAGUUAUGAAUUUCAUAUUGGAUUUGAGAAGAUACAUAAGAACUGUUUCUUGACGAGUGCAUGGUUGUAACAAGACUGUUUUCUUAGGUGAAAAUAUUUUUGCUAACUUGAACAGUUUAUGUUCAUUUCUAAUAAUUGUUCAACAAGAUAUUUAUAUUUUAAUGUGAUGUAACAGUGCAUAAAAUAUAGUAAUAGAAUAGAGAACUAUAUCAGUAUUAUGUAUACUUUUUUUUAAAAAUAUUUAUGUGAAUUGUUAUAAUUUGCAUUGUACUUGAAUAAAAUUUACAUGUUGAAGAAUUUGAAUACACAAAUUAGUAGAAAUGAAGUAAUAACAGUAAUGUAAAUGAAAGUAGUAAUGUAAGUAUUAACCAAAUAUUUUUAACAAAUGAAUUGCCUUUCAGUUAUUUUCUUUUUUUAAAAAAAAAU
This is a messenger RNA of Gryllus bimaculatus (two-spotted cricket), 1118 nucleotides long. Lineage: Eukaryota; Metazoa; Arthropoda; Insecta; Orthoptera; Gryllidae. The record is from the annotation of a GenBank genome assembly.